Molecule: messenger RNA, 2034 nt
Organism: Rotaria sp. Silwood1
Lineage: Eukaryota; Metazoa; Rotifera; Eurotatoria; Philodinida; Philodinidae
Source: the annotation of a GenBank genome assembly
AUGGUUACUAUUAAAAAAUUUGAUGCUUCAAUCAUUGCAAAUUCACAUCGUAAAUCUGAUGCAGAGAAAUCGCUCUAUGUUGAUGCACAAGAAAAAGCAUCUGACGAGUCAUAUGUACAUGAAUUCAAAGAAUUCGCUGGUGUGACAAUAAUAAUACGAACAGUUCAUAAUCCAAGAGCUUUCGGAAAUUCAGAUAUACAAGGAAAAGCUGGUGCACAAGAUGUCCGACGAAAAUCUGAUCUUCCACAAUCUCAAUUAAAUAAGCAUGAAACAAUUAACCACGGAGACAAAAGUGGUCAUACAGCUGCUGAGGAAGUUGAACGUAAGCAAAUAUUUCUCGAAAAUGUAAAUCAAAUUCGUACCUUUAAACGACUUCAUCCAAAUGCAACAUUCACAAUUGGUAUCAAUCAUUUGGCUGAUCGACGCAUUGAAGAACUUGUCUCAUCUUCAAAACACUAUAUUAAACUCCAUUCUGGAAAUAUGGAAAAUUCUCUUGAAUCAUUCGAUGUACCUGAUUCAUUCGAUUGGCGUACAAAAGGCGUCAUCUCCCCAGUAAAAGAUCAAGGUAUAGUUGGAGAUGCAGAAGCCUUCGCUGCUGUAGAAGUUAUUGAAAGCUUGCAUGCUAUUCAAACGGGAAAACUGAUAGAAGGAAGUGUUGCUCGUGUCGUCGACUGUUGUCCACAACCAGUUGAUCCAUUUCAAUGCAUCAUGAAACUAGGUGGCAUAUGUAGCGCUGGUGAUUAUCCGACACCUACUGGUCAAUGCAUACCAAAUCAAUGUACACCAUUUGCUCAUUUAAUUAUUUUUUCUGUCUUACUGGUUGUGGUUUCCGGUAGUUCGUCAAUCGAUUGGCAUAAGUUUAAACGUGAUUAUAAUAAGCAUUAUAAAUCAGCUGCUGAGGAAGUUGAACGUAAGCAAAUAUUUCUCGAAAAUGUAAAUCAAAUUCGUACCUUUAAACGACUUCAUCCAAAUGCAACAUUCACAAUUGGUAUCAAUCAUUUGGCUGAUCGACGCAUCGAAGAACUUGUCUCACCUUCAAAACACUAUAUUGAACUCCAUUCUGGAAAUAUGAAAAAUUCUCUUGAAUCAUUCUAUUUACCUGACUCAUUCGAUUGGCGUACAAAAGGCGUCAUCUCACCAGUGAAAGAUCAAGGUGUAGUUGGAGAUGCAGAAGCCUUCGCUGCUGUAGAAGUUAUUGAAAGCUUGCAUGUUAUUCAAACGGGACAACUGGUAGAAGGAAGUAUUGCUCGUGUCGUCGACUGUUGUCCACAACCAGUUGAUCCAUUUCAAUGCAUCAUGAAACUAGGUGGCAUAUGUAGCGCUGGUGAUUAUCCAACACCUACUGGUCAAUGCAUACCAAAUCAAUGUACACCAUUUGCUUAUGUAGCUGCUGAGGAAGCUGAACGUAAGCAGAUAUUUCUCGAAAAUGUAAAUCGAAUUCGUACCUUUAAACGACUUCAUCCAAAUGCAACAUUCACAAUUGGUAUCAAUCAUUUGGCUGAUCGACGCAUCGAAGAACUUGUCUCAUCUUCAAAACACUAUAUUAAACUCGAUUCUGGAAAUAUGGGAAAUUCUCUUGAAUCAUCCGAUGUACCUGAUUCAUUCGAUUGGCGUACGAAAGGUGUCAUUUCGCCAGUGCAAAACCAAGGUGUUCUCGCAGACGUUGAAGCCAUCGUUACUGUAGAAGUUAUUGAAAGCUUGCAUGCUAUUCAAACAGGACAACUCGUAGAAGGUAGUGUUGCUCGUGUCGCUGACUGUUGUCCACAACCAGUUGAUCCUUUUCAAUGCAUCAAGAAACUGGGUGGCAUAUGUCGUGCUGCUGAUUAUCCGACACCUACUGGUCAAUGCAUACCAAAUCAAUGUACACCAUUUGCUCAUUUACAACUUGUUGGUUACGGUAAAACAGCUUCAGGAGACCUUUUCUGGAUAUGCAAAAACAGUUGGGGCGUUAAUUGGGGUGAAAAAGGUUAUAUACGUAUCCUACGUGGACAAAAUACUUGUGGAAUUGCCUCUUACGUCGUACAAGUUGCAUAA